Molecule: messenger RNA, 2988 nt
Organism: Lepisosteus oculatus (spotted gar)
Lineage: Eukaryota; Metazoa; Chordata; Actinopteri; Semionotiformes; Lepisosteidae
Source: RefSeq, a predicted model, not a curated record
AUGAUGAUGCGCUCUGUCAUGGAGCCUCACCUGUUCACUGUGAAGAACUUCCCUCACAGAGCUGAGAUCGUGGAGUGGGCCUACCACACCGAGGAGGAACUGCACAGAGGUAUUUCCGUUUCUGAGUUUUCUGAACUGGCAGAAAUCCUGAAGAGAACUAAAGACAAACUACAAGAUUCUAUAUUCUCACUCAGUGACUCUCUAAACUUGCGUGAGGCCAAGAUUAAAGCCACCUCUACCAUAUCCUUCUCCCUGAACUCCCUGCGACAGACUUUAACACAUAACAACAUGGAAGAAGCAGAGCUGCUGAGUUCCACUACCUGCGAUAGCACUUCUGAAGAGUCUUACAGAACGGACAUUUAUCAAGAAUCACAUAUUCACCCCCUGGACGUCCACAUGGCUGUGUUCCACUGCUCUGAUAACUUCUUGAGAGCAUUCCUCUUCACCAAGCUCUCCACCUGUCAGUUUGCCUUACCGUUCCUGGUGCCCAGCCCUGAGACUGGGGCAGUGGAGCUCCCUCUGUGGGCUCUGAGGCAGGUCAAGAGGUCCUGGUGCAGUAAGGAGCCCUCUGAGAGAGGCAGCUCCGUGAAACACAACUGCAGGGACAUGUUCAACACUCCAGUGCCAACUGUGUCCUUCAUCAGGCUGGGAUCAUCCUCCGUCUCCAAAUCCCAGAUCCUGAACAGCGUCGUCAGCCCCAAGAGACACAGUAUGUUUUUCCACUGGCACUGCAGGGGCAGCUCCCCACACCGCCUGCUCAUGGACAGGGUGGUGGAGGUCGCCUGGUACUGCCCAGGAGGCAGGAAGGACGACGUGUUCGACAGCUGUGUGGCUUACCUGAACCUCCACGGCGACGCCAGCAAACACCCAGAGCAGCUGCAGUUUCUCCAGGAGGUCAGCACUGUCAACGUGCUUCUGAUCUCAGAGUCUCCACUGGAGGGAGAGGAGAAGAAGACAACUGAGGCUCUUGUCAAAUCUCCUGUCCCCCUGAUCUCUCUGUUUGCUGGACAGAGUAAAGUCCCACAAGGAAACAAUCCAACCAUGAAUCUGUUGCCUCUGCAGGGGGAGCUGUGGCACCAGUGGUGCAUGAAGGACAAAGAACAGUAUCGUCUGAACAGCAAAGUGAAUAAAAGUAUUGAACAGCAGCUGAGCGAGAUCAGAGCUGAGAAAAGAGCCCUCCGUCGUGAGCAUCUGAAGAGAGCUUUCCCUCUCAAUAACUUCAUGAGAUCCUUCCUGGAGUGUUUAACUUCUGCAGAUCCACACGACACCAAGCUGUUCAUGCUGCACUGGCUGGGAAUGUAUCUAGAUGAACUGACUGCAGACACGCUGAGUGAACUUCAGGAGAAAUACUACUCCAUGUGGACAACACUGAGACUGAAAGACAAGAGUAAGGAUAAGGAGCUGGAAAUGAAACUGCAGAAGGAUCUGAACACAAUAUCUGAACAGAUUAGUGCUGCUACUCUCGGACUUCAACACCUCAUGAGAGAAACUGCUCAGCUGUACGAGACUUUUCAAUCAGAAGGAGAUGGUCUAGAAGAGUACAGACAGUUUGUCAGAGUCCUUCCUGCUGUUGGAGCGGAGAUGCUGAUGUCAGGACAUCCCCUGGAGCUGAUGGACGGAGAUGCUGCCCAUGUGCCUCUGGUGUGGAUUGAGGCCGUCCUGACAAGUUCACUGAGACUUGGAGAAAGAAAGGUGUUUGUCCUCUCUGUCCUUGGAAUCCAGAGCUCAGGAAAGUCCAUUCUGCUGAACACGAUGUUCGGGCUGCAGUUCACAGUUAGUGCAGGCAGGUGCACCAGGGGAGCAUUCAUGCAGUUAGUGAGAGUGAGUGAGGAGGUCAGAGCCCAGCUGCAGUAUGAAUUUGUCCUGGUGGUGGACACAGAGGGGCUUCAGUCACCAGAGCUCAGUAAUAAAGCCUCACUGAGUCAUGACAAUGAAUUAGCAACUGUUAUUAUCAGGAUUGGUGACAUGACUAUGAUCAACAUCAUGGGAGAGAAUCCAUCUGAAAUGCAGGACAUUCUCCAGAUCUGUGUCCAGGCGUUCCUGAGAAUGAAGUCUGUUCAGAUCAAACCGAGCUGUAUUUUUGUGCACCAGAAUGUUGCAGAGGCUUCAGCAAACAACAAGAAUAUGGAGGGAAGGAGGCGUCUCCAGGAGAAACUGGAUGAAAUGGCUUGCAUUGCUGCCAGGGAGGAAAACUGUGAAGUUACUGGCUUCAGUGAUAUAAUCCAGUUUGAUGUGGAAUCACAGGUUUUCUACUUCAAGAACCUUCUGGAAGGAGACCCUCCGAUGGCUCCUCCCAACCCCUCCUACAGCCAGAACGUCCAGGAGCUGAAGAUGAAGCUCCUCAGUGUCGCUCAGUGGCAGCCAGAAGUGAAGUUUCCUUCACUGUCAGAGUUUAAAUGACGGAUCAAAGAUCUCUGGAACGCACUGCUGGCGGAGGACUUUGUCUUCAGCUUCAGAAACACCCUGGAAAUGUUGGUUUACAGUAAACUGGAGGAGAAGUACGGUGAGUGGUCGUGGAAGAUUAGGAAACGAGCCCUGGAGAUACAGAAUAGACUGAGCAACAGAAUUAACAAUAAUAAAGUUCAGGCUGUGACAUCAUCAGAUCUGAUGAGAGAAUUUGAUGACGUCUACAGCACUCUGACAGCUGAAAUAGAGAAAUAUUUUAAAAAGGAAAAAUACCAGGAGAUCUUGAUUAAUUGGAAGGUGAAUGUUGAUAAAAGAUUUGAGAACCUGAGGAAUGAGCUCAUUGAAGAAACCCAAAAGCAGAGCAAUGAACUGAUCAGAAUAAAGAAAUGUCAAUCAGAGCUGGACAGGAAGAAAUCAGAAUACGAAGCAGAACUGAUAAACAUGAGCAAAGACCUGGCGUCUCGACUGAAGAAGCACCUCUCCUCCAGCUCUGCUAUCUGCUCCUCCAGCGCUCUGAUCUUCUCCUCUUGUAUCUGGAUCUCCUCCUCCAUCCUGCGGAGGUGGUUCUGCAGCUCCUUCUGA